Messenger RNA from Sardina pilchardus (European sardine), 2024 nucleotides. Its product is annotated as ribonuclease inhibitor-like. The transcript has 8 exons. Lineage: Eukaryota; Metazoa; Chordata; Actinopteri; Clupeiformes; Clupeidae. Gene Ontology annotation, molecular function: protein binding. The coding region runs from base 1 to 1503 and encodes 500 amino acids. Gene Ontology annotation, biological process: intracellular signal transduction. The record is from RefSeq and is a predicted model, not a curated record.
AUGUUUAUCUCUAGGCUAGCAGGUUGCUCAUUGACAAAGGAAUGCUGCAAGACUCUGGCACGGUCUCUUCAGUCGAGCGGCUCGUGCCUGAGAGAGUUGGACCUCAGCCACAAUGAUUUAGGGGAACGUGCAGUGGAAGCUCUGGCAGAUGGACUGCGAAGCUCCAACUGCAAACUCACCUGUCUCGACAUCAGCUUUAAUGACCUGGGAAAGGCAAAACCGAUGGUCGUGCUGGCCGCCAUUUUGUCGGAACCCCAUAAACAACCACAUACUCUGAGACUCAGUGGAUGUGAAUUGAAAAAGGACAUCUGUGACAUACUGGCUGAGGCCAUGGAGAUGCCGUCAUCCCAACUGAAGAAACUUGACUUGAGUUACAACCCCUUGAAAGAUGCUGGAGUAGAAAAAAUCCUUCAGGCACUUUUAAGCAAAAAGUGUGAGCUGGAAACUCUGAGGUUGUGCGCUUGUCACAUCACUGAGACAUCCUGUGCGACACUGGCCAAGGUCCUUCAGCAGUCGAGUCUCAGGGAACUGGACCUGAGUGGCAAUCUGUUAGGAGAUGAAGGAGUUAAGCUGGUCUGCACUGGACUAAUGAGUCCCCACUGUCGGUUAAACACACUGGGAUUGAAAGACUGUGACCUCUACAAGAGUUCCUGUGCAGCUUUGGCUCCUGUCUUGUGGGCUUCUUCGGAGUUGAGAGACCUAGACCUGUCCGACAACGACUUAGCAACCGCAGGACUAAGACUACUUACGGCUGCAUUGAGGAAUCCCAACUGCUUCCUUCAUGUCCUCAGGCUGUCUGGUUGCCAGAUCACAGAUAGAGGCUGUGCUUUGCUUGCCUCCGCUCUCAUCAGAAAUCCCCAUCGUCUUGAAGAGCUGGAUCUCAGCUACAAUCACCCCGGAGAGUCAGGAAUACAGCUGCUGUCUGCCAGACUGGAAGAUCCACACUGCCAUCUACAGAAGCUAAACAUGGAGUACGCUGGCGAGAAGCACCUAAAAUGGGGUCUGAAAAAAUAUGCUGUUGACCUCACAUGCAAUCAGAGAGAUGGAGUGGAUUUUUCUGAAGACGGAAAGACAGCCACAAGAGGUAGACAUACGGACAUGUCUUAUGGCCCAUUUGAGCCAAGACGGGUGCCAAGUGGUAUAAUGUUGAGAGAGAGGCAAGACUCACAGCUCCAGGUGGAGUGUGUUCAACGUCUAUCAGGGGGACGCUUCUACUGGGAAGUGGAUUGGACUGGUGUGGUCUCCAUCGGUGUGAAACACAACUCUCAAAGGUACUGCAUGAGAUUCAGUACAAACAGGGCGUCAGGUUCUUUCAAAGACUUUCGGCGGGUCGGUGUGUUCCUUGAUUGGCCAGCGGGCACUUUGUCUUUCUACAAUCUCUCUCCGAAGGAUUUAAUCUACACUAUUCACACCACGUUUAGCUCACCGGUCACACCUUUCUUCGGUUUUGAAAAGAUAUUUCCUCAUGCUGUCAUUAGUUCAAUCACUAUUCACACAUUUUGAAAUCAGUGAAUGAUGUAAUAUGACAGAAAGCACAGCAAAAAAAAAAAAAAAAUCAUUGUAUAGGCGUCUAAUUCCCCCAUAUUGGGAGUUCACUCUAUUUGACAUUUAGCCAUAGACAAUUUGCAUGGAAUCUCCUAGCGGGUGUAAGGCUUGGUGUGUUCUGGUUCUCCUCAGUAGAGGAAUGUGCCCCACAGGACAGAGGUACUUUGGGCCCCACAGGACAGAGGUACUUUGGGCCCCAGGACAGAGGUACUUUGGGCCCCAGGACGGAGGUACUUUGGGCCCCAGGACGGAGGUACUUUGGGCCCCAGGACAGAGGAACUUCGGGCCCCAGGACGGAGGUACUUUGGGCCCCAGGACAGAGGUACUUUGGGCCCCAGGACAGAGGAACUUCGGGCAUAAUGUGAAAAAUAAUGUUCCUUUGCAUUCUGUUGCUAUAACUACAUCAUUUUGAGUAGGAAAUAUGGUGAUAAAUGUAGCCUGAACAAGUCAUAAUCAAGCUAAGCAAUGCACAGUUAUCA